AUGUUUCAGUGCAAGCUAAAAAUGGCGUUACUUGUCAAAUUUCACCGGGCUGCGCGACUCAUUCAGGUGCAUUGGGUCAGCUGCCAGAAUCUAGUGGAGACGAAGCGUGCCAUCAACAUGGUUCGCGACGAAGAGCUGAAGCGGUUUGCGCGCUUGCGGGAUCGCCAUGAGCAGAAUUUCGCAGUUCAACGUCAAGCCGGUAACAAGCGCAGACUCGAAGUGCAUCUUCUGUCCUUAUCCGGUGUUCCGGAGAAUCGCAGAGGACAAAUUCACGCCUUUCAGAGUGUCCAGAACGCGCAGCUUUCGAGACUUUUUCGGCUGGGAUACUGUGGACCCCAGAACGACGAACCGCCCCCAGACUUGGUCUUGGUCUGCAGCAAACCCGUACACGACGACCUCUUGGAAUAUUUUGCGAAGGUCAUGGAAUAUCGUGGCAUACAGAAUCCUCAAGGGAGGUUACAGUUAGGUGCAGAGCCAUUGAUGCUGGGUAGCUAAUGUGAGUAAGUAAGUAAAAGGGAUUUCCAGUAAUUAUCUCAUGAUACUCUCAAAUUCAAGUUUGGAUUGCGUGGAGAUUUGUCCUCGCUGUUGUAGUAUCCCCGAUAAUACUUACUUUUUUUUGAGGUCGUUUCUCUAAGAGUAGUCUUGGUGCCCGAAAAACUGGAGUCGGUGGCCCCUGCACACAUGUCGCUGUCUCACUCGCUGCUGCUUUCCAAGCGGGCGAUGAACCGGUUACGGGUGCUAAUCCGCGGACGAGAGGACCGAACCGUGCUGGUGCCUGGACAUGGGGUCACGUUUGCGGAGCUGCAGCUGUCAGCGCAGCUAAGUAUCCCGCUCUUCGGCGCGAAUCCAAAAAAUGUGGACUAUUUGAGUACCAAGUCUGCGAUGCAGCGACUGGUGACGCUAUCGCAGUUGCCAACGCCCCCUAUGAGUGUGGACUUGUACGACGAGGAGGAGCUUUUUUUGCAGUUUGCUACCCAAAUCUACGAAAAUCCUACAGUACCGAAAUGGCUUCUUAAAAUCGACGACGAGUUCCGAGCCAAGGGCAAUGUCGUCUUCCAUGUCGACACGGUCGUGCGAAAGAGCAUACACUUAAGAAACAGGUUUUCUUAACUCAUGUUUAACAGGACUAGAAAUGUUCGUUGUACUCCAUUGUUUACAUCAAGAUGCAGGUCCUGCACUCAGUCUUGUGAUGCAGUUUUUCUGUCCCAGCACGGAAUUCUAAUUCAAGAGGUGCAGCGGCAAGUAGUAGACAAGGUGUGGACGGAAUUCGCGGCGAGCCGACGUUCGCAGCCUGCAGUGGACCGAAUUCAUGGCCUGUACGUAGUUCGCAGUAGCGGAAAGCCAGCACAGCAUCAAGAAGAACGCGACCUGAGGGAAGCUUUAAUCCGGUCAGCGAGGGAUGUGCUGUUAUGCACUGAUUUUACUAUUAAAUAGAAAAAGUGUUCAUUAUUUUUAUCUUGAAGACACCCGUUCGACAGCGACAUGCACAGCAACCAAAAGUUCCUAUUUCUGGUCUUUUACGAGUCACAACUUAGCAGAAAGGAUUUUUCAUGCUGGUGCUUGGGGUAAUAUUUUCAUUUGUAUCACUUGGUUUUUUUUCUUGGCAGCUUAUUAUCCCACAUUCAUAAACAGCCCGUUGUUUCUACCGAAAGGCGCUUUUGUGUGCUAGCGGCGAAAUGUAUCCAAAUGAGAUGGCGGAUUUCGUCCCUGAGUUUUGCAGGCGAGGCGGCGUAAUCCAAGCAGUGCCAACGGAGGAAAUCUGUUGUUUCCCAAGCGUCCACUUCCAAAUAUCACCAGACAAGCGCGUGCAAGUUUUGGGUACCCUAAUCUAGUUACCACUCCAGGGAGAUUCACAAGAUUUCAUUUGCUUGUUGGUUUGGAGUUUCUCCUUCUAGGUCUAUGUGUCCUACGACGUGCCCUCAUCUUUUUUAGGUACUUCGGAGUUCAUCUUUAGCGCUAGCUUCGAGCCAGUUGGUUGUUUUUUGCCACUGCAGAACCGCGAAAAUGUGUCAAUGCCGAUUUGCGAAGCUUUCGCGCGGAACAUGGGUAUAAUUUGGACAUGAUUUUUCCCCUAUGUGUGUGCUAAUCCUGUAUCGUAAGUACCUGUUUGUAUGAAAGUAGAAAGAAGAAUACAGAACGAGGAUCGGAUACUUAUUCUCAUGAUUUCUUUCUUUUUCUUCAUAAUCAGGACGAGUUCUUGCUUCCAAAGACAUUUGGGGACACGCCUCUGUUGACCUGGUAUGUUUCGAGAACAGCGACUUUGUCGAAGAGCGAGAGGCAAUGGAUGGUGGACAGACCAGCGGCGAUUUUACGGCGCCACUGAGGAGUCCAGAACCGCCAGGAAUGGACGACUCGGGUAAGAAAGGCUGGCGGGAUCGGCAGAAAUUUGCACUAGUCGAGCAAACCGUGGAUGAAUACAGGAGAAACGUCGUUGUGCCCUGCACCGUUGCAGGGUACCUAAUGUUUGCUCUGAGAAAUAUAAAAACACAAGUAAGUAGUUCCAGACCUACAAAAUAAUUACGUUUUACGGAUGCGUUGAUUUUCUAGAAGUGCUUUUCUCUAGUACUAGCAAAGAAGUCCCAAUUAUGGUGAGUAAUCAAAAACAGGCGAUGGAUUUUAAUCUCGCAAAAAUUUGCAGCUCGAAGAAUGAAGCCCAUCCAGUUUCGUUCUGGGUUGUAGACGUGGACGCGAGACUGACGGACACAGCGGCCGCUUUUUCAGCCUUGCAGUUUGUGGGACAGUGCGACUUCGGGAAAGACGGCAAUCUACACUUGGCACCUCACGCGCCGGGAUAUAGCAGGACGGACUCCGCAGCGAACGAGCGAGUUGCACUUGUAGUCUUUCUCUGCGAAGUCCCAGGCCUAGCCUCCUGCACACACUCCCAGAUCUUUUCUUAAGAAUUGUAGAAACUUUCUUUGAAACAGAAGCACUGGUUGUUGUGUCACAGAAACAGAUGUCAAUAUUGACCUGUCAUCAAUAAAUCUAGCUCUACCUCUAGCAGCGGUAUCCUCGUCAAGAGUAGUUUCGUUUCGCAUCGGAUUAGGAUGGUAGCUCUAAAUCUCCUUCUGCAAGUCGCGAAAAGUUACGUAUGACUUGUUUCAGAAUACGGGUGUGCUUUUUUUGCAGCUCGACCUCACACAUGACACCGUAUCCUUUCUUGUCAUCGAUCGCACGCCCAAGCUGUUGCUGGAAAAAACGCAAACGGCAUUGCAGGUAUUUGUGAAAAAAAUUGUGUCGGGAAAUGGGCAAGUUGCACUAGAAAUGAAACUACAGCACAAGCGGGGUUUUCUGACUUUUUUCAUGUUGGUUGAUACACGCUCUUCCGUCAUCGUUCUUAAAAUCGACUCAGAUUUUCAAUUGAGCUCAAUGUGUCGAUUCAGGUUCUGCAAAACGUCUCCUUGCAAUCGAGUAAAUCAACGGUGGUAGAAGACCGCCGAGGUGAGGAUAGCGUGCCCCAUAUUCGCGAGGUGGUUGCCGCAAUUCGGAGCACUCGAAAGAAAAUGGGUCUUCUAUGAUUUUUCAUCAUUAAGACUUCUUUUUCGACUUUUUGCAUUGCCUGUUUUUUUUGUUCUUUUACAGUAGUUCAGCGUCCCCUACUUGAUUCGUGACAGCAACUUCUAGCUCCAGUAGUGUAACCGUUCAAAUUUCUUGCCUUUCAUUCGUCAGACCUUCACUGGUUUGCUGAUUGCCAUGUAGUACCUAGUUCUGCCAGUCCGCGUUGCUAUUAGCACAUGGAAUCUCUUGAUCCAUGAUAUCGAGGUAGAUUUGUCUCAUCACCACUUCGUGCGCGGUCCGAGUCCGUACCGGAACUGGUCUUCUUUUUUUCCUCGAGUUUUGAACUAUGUUUGGUCUCCUGGCUAGAUAACGCAAUGUUGGUCUGAAAUAUCUUUGCCCGGGAAUAAGUCCGUUCGAUGUUUUACGCAGAUCGAUGCGUUAAUCGUGAUGUGUUAGUACCGACUGAGGUGCAGAUUGCAUCAACCCAUGCCUCCACCUUCCUGGUACAAAAUUGGCACACGAUUGCACGACACUCUUGC
Molecule: messenger RNA, 4034 nt
Organism: Amoebophrya sp. A25
Lineage: Eukaryota; Dinophyceae; Syndiniales; Amoebophryaceae
Source: the annotation of a GenBank genome assembly